This is a messenger RNA of Suncus etruscus (white-toothed pygmy shrew), 1743 nucleotides long. RefSeq names its product probable ATP-dependent RNA helicase DDX4. Lineage: Eukaryota; Metazoa; Chordata; Mammalia; Eulipotyphla; Soricidae. The record is from RefSeq and is a predicted model, not a curated record. Gene Ontology annotation, biological process: gamete generation; cell differentiation. Gene Ontology annotation, molecular function: RNA binding; RNA helicase activity; ATP binding. Gene Ontology annotation, cellular component: P granule; nucleus.
AUGCUAGAACUUAACUAUGCAGCACUAAUUAGACCAGUGGGACUAGGCUCACCAGAUAGUGAGUUGGAACAGGAUGAGAGAGUACAGCGCACUGGUGGCCUUUUUGGUUCUAGAAGACCAGCAUUAAGUGAAUUAGGUAAUGAUGACACCUAUCCAAGCAGGAGUGGGAGUGGAAGUGGCCAUGGUGGUUACAAAUGUUUCGAUGAAGAAAUAAUAACAGGCUCUGGAAAGAAUUCUUGGAAAUCAGAAGCUGAAGGGGGAGAAAGUGGUGACUCUCAAGAACCAAAAGUAACCUACUUACCACCUCCUCCACCUGAGGAUGAGGACUCCAUUUUUGCACAUUAUCAGACAGGAAUAAACUUUGAUAAGUAUGAUAAUAUUCUUGUUGAAGUACCAGGACAUGAUGCACCCUCUGCAAUUCUGACUUUUGAAGAAGCUAAUCUUUGUCAGACACUGAAUAAAAACAUUGCUAAAGCUGGUUAUACUAAGCUGACUCCUGUGCAGAAGUACAGUAUUCCUAUUGUACUAGCUGGGCGAGAUUUAAUGGCCUGUGCUCAAACAGGAUCUGGCAAAACUGCAGCUUUUCUCUUGCCAAUUUUGGCUCAUUUGAUGUGUGAUGGAGUAACUGCUAGUCGUUUUAAAGAACUACGGGAACCAGAAUGCAUUAUUGUAGCCCCUACUCGAGAAUUGGUCAAUCAGAUCUAUUUGGAAGCCAGAAAUUUUUUGGGGGGGACUUGUGUAAGAGCUGUUGUCAUAUAUGGGGGAACCCAGUUGGGGUAUUCAAUUCGACAAGUAUUACAAGGCUGUAAUAUAUUAUGUGCUACUCCUGGGAGAUUGAUGGAUAUGAUAGGUAAAGAAAAGAUUGGUCUCAAACAAGUCAGAUAUUUAGUUUUGGAUGAAGCUGAUCGUAUGUUGGAUAUGGGUUUUGGACCAGAAAUGAAGAAGCUGAUUACUUGCCCAGGAAUGCCUUCAAGGGAACAACGUCAAACCCUCAUGUUUAGUGCAACUUUUCCAGAAGAAAGUCAAAGGUUGGCUGGUGAGUUUCUAAAGACCGAUUACUUAUUUGUUGCUGUUGGACAAGUGGGUGGAGCAUGCAGGGAAAUCCAGCAGAGCAUUCUCCAAGUUGGCCAGUAUUCGAAAAGAGAGAAACUUGUUGAAAUUCUACAAAACAUAGGUGAUGGAAGAACUAUGGUCUUUGUUGAAACAAAGAAAAAGGCAGAUUGUAUUGCUACUUUCCUCUGUCAAGAAAAAAUAUCAACUACCAGUAUUCAUGGUGACCGGGAGCAGAGAGAGAGACAACAAGCUCUUGGGGAUUUUCGCUGUGGAAAGUGCCCAGUUCUUGUUGCUACUUCAGUAGCUGCCAGGCGGCUAGAUAUUGAAAAUGUUCAGCAUGUUAUCAAUUUUGAUCUUCCUUCUGCCAUUGAUGAAUAUGUUUAUCGAAUCAGGUGUACGGGUCGUUGUGGAAAUACUGGCAGAGCUAUUUCCUUUUUUGAUCCUGAAUCAGAUAACCAUUUAGCACAGCCUCUAGUGAAAGUACUGUCAGAUGCUCAACAGGAUGUACCUGCUUGGUUGGAAGAAAUUGCCUUUAGUACGUAUGUUCCGGGCUUGAGUGGUAGUACAAGAGGAAACAUUUUUGCAUCAGUUGAUACUAGAAAGAAUUACCAGAGUAAGAUCAUGUUGAACGCAGGAGGAUUUUCUUCUUCACAAACUCCCAAUCCAGCAGAUGAUGAGUCAUGGGAUUAA